Molecule: messenger RNA, 1450 nt
Organism: Panonychus citri (citrus red mite)
Lineage: Eukaryota; Metazoa; Arthropoda; Arachnida; Trombidiformes; Tetranychidae
Product: myotubularin-related protein DDB_G0290005-like
Exons: 2
Coding region: 299-1309 (336 amino acids)
Biological process (GO): negative regulation of transcription by RNA polymerase II; positive regulation of transcription by RNA polymerase II; transcription by RNA polymerase II
Cellular component (GO): negative cofactor 2 complex; nucleus
Molecular function (GO): transcription coactivator activity; protein heterodimerization activity; core promoter sequence-specific DNA binding
Source: RefSeq, a predicted model, not a curated record
UUUUCUAAUUUGUUUAUGUUUAGUUUGAUUAGCAAGUUUUUAAAUUAACAGUGGAUUUAAAUUGUGGGGUUAAUUAUUUGUUCAUCUUUUAAUUGAGUUUUUUCUGCUCAAUCUACUGACUGUUACGGCAUCUUUUGUGUCGCUUGGUGUCCAUUUAUUUGUGAACCGUUAUUGUGUUGGCUUCAACGAAAGAAAAAAAAACAAACAAACAAAAAGAGUAACAAUUAACAAUAAUCAUCUUUAUAUUUUUCCAUAGAGAAAUUAUCAACAUUUAUAUCUAUUUAAUUAAUUAAUUGGAAUGUCUAAUAAGAAGAAAAAGUAUAACUGUCGAUUCCCUCCAGCAAGAAUUAAAAAGAUAAUGCAAGCAGAUGAAGAGGUUGGUAAGGUCGCUGCUGUUGUACCAUUGAUUAUAUCGAGAGCUCUUGAACUGUUUGUCGAAUCCCUGUUAACCGAAUCAAGUAAAAUAACUAAAUCUCGAAAUGCUCGGACAUUAACUCCAUCUCACCUGAAAGCUUGUAUAACAUCAAAUAGUCAAUUUUCAUUUCUAAGAGAAUUUGUAUCAACCAUACCGGACAUUCAAAGUGUUGGUGAAGAUGGUGAACAUAGUGAUGGUAACAGUUCAACCGGUAAUAACAAUUAUGCUCAUUCUAUUCAAGGAUCAACCUCAGGUCACCAUCAUCAUCAUCAUCAUUCUCUCCAUUCUCAUUCUCACCACCCAAUCUCAUCAAGCUCAUUAAUUACAUCAUCACCAUCGAUAAUUAUACCAUCAUCAUCAUCAUCAAUAACAUCAGCUGCUGCUACUACUGCUGCCACCAACACCAACACCAACUCCAUCAUCAACACCACCAUAACGACCACUUUACCCACUACCACCGGUACCGGUGUUGCUGCCACCGGGUCCAUCUCAUUUUCAGGUUCCAAUUUAACUCGACAAGUAUCAACAACCAAUCGAUCCACUAGAAGUACCAAUUCUUGUUUUUCACGUGUUACAACAAGUAGAGGUCGUGGUAGACCAAGAAAAGUAAACGUUACCUCUUCAAGAUCCCAGGAGGAUGAAGAGGAUGGUGAUUAUGAUGAAGAAAACGAUAUUAAUGAGAGAACUAGAAAUGUAAACAAAUCAAAUCGAUCUCGACGGGAUGAGGACGACGAUUAUGAUACAACAGACGAAGACGAUGAGGGAAGUUCCUGUGAUGAUUCAAGCUCAAAUGCUUCAAGAGCACAGCCUAAUAAUCCACCUCUACACAAUCAAAUUAAUUCAUUUACUAUAGCUCUUAAUCAACAAGUAGAAGAUGAUGAUUACGACAAUUGAAGAGCCUUUUCUUUUUUUUUGGAAAACAAUCAACAAUUAAUUGCAACAAAGAAACAACAACAAAACAAUCAACUAAUUCCUCUUUAUUUUCUUCUUCACCUUUUGUUAAAUUCAUCAAUAAAAUUGUCAUUAAAUCGCUUU